Messenger RNA from Polyodon spathula (Mississippi paddlefish), 4657 nucleotides. RefSeq names its product protocadherin-7-like. Gene Ontology annotation, cellular component: plasma membrane. Gene Ontology annotation, biological process: homophilic cell-cell adhesion. The record is from RefSeq and is a predicted model, not a curated record. NCBI's taxonomy places the organism in Eukaryota, Metazoa, Chordata, Actinopteri, Acipenseriformes, Polyodontidae. Gene Ontology annotation, molecular function: calcium ion binding. The transcript is spliced from 3 exons. Bases 313 to 4002 code for a protein of 1229 amino acids.
AAAAAAAAAAAAAAAAAAAGUGCUUUGUAACAACGUUAACGAAAAAUGAAUAAUCUUGAGCUGACAUGCUAUUAUUUUUGAUAAAGUGUAAAUCAUCUGAAACGCUGUAAGAAGACGCAUGGGUUUAAAGUCGCAGGCAUUCUAAAUCGCUCUUGAGAAAAAAAAUAAAAUAAAAAGACUACAUAAUUAAGUACGAGUGCAGAUAUAAGUAUAACUGAUUUGAGAGCAUUUAUUAUCAAUAUAUAAAAAAAAAAAAAAAAAAAAAAACAUCAAUCAAGACUGAAAACACAUACCAAAUUAUUGUAUAAAACCAUGAGGACUAUUGGCGCAGUGGACUAUUUAUGCUUCUGGCUGAUCAUCCUACAGCUCUUGCUGAGUCAGGCAUCUGCUAAGCAAGUACUGCGAUAUCGGCUGGCCGAGGAAGGACCGUCUGAUGUUCGGAUAGGAAACGUAGCCUCAGACCUGGGAAUCGUAGCUGGUUCUGGUGAGGUCACUUUCACUCUGGAAUCAGGAUCAGAUUAUUUUAAAAUUGACAACAUCACAGGGGAGCUGAGCACUAAUGAACGAAGAAUCGACAGAGAGAAAUUAGCACAAUGCCAAAUGAUAUUUGAUGAAAACGAGUGCUUCGUAGAUUUCGAAGUGUCUGUAAUAGGUCCGUCUCAAAGCUGGGUUGAUCUGUUUGAGGGAAAGGUGAUCAUUUUAGACAUAAAUGACAACACUCCGACUUUCCCAUCCCCUGUACUAACUUUGUCUGUGGAAGAGAACAGACCUAUAGGUACACUGUACUUGCUGCCCACAGCUACUGAUAGAGAUUUUGGCAGGAAUGGAAUAGAGAGGUACGAGCUUAUACAGGAUACUGGGGAUACGGGUAGACGAUCUUCUGGGGGUCGUACAGACAACGGGGAUAGCUAUUCAGGAAAAAGAAGGUUUGAUGCUGAUGGGGUAGGGAGAAGCAGUGUUUUUGAACUGCAAGUUGCUGACACUACUGAUGGAGAGAAGCAACCGCAACUGAUUAUUAAAGGUGCACUGGAUAGAGAGCAGAGUGACUCUUAUGAACUAACACUUCGUGUCAGAGACGGUGGCGAACCCUCUAGGUCCUCCCAAGCUAUCCUCCGGGUUUUGAUUUCUGAUGUGAAUGACAAUAGCCCUCGUUUUGAUAAAAGCAUCUAUGAAGCUGACUUAGCAGAGAACAGCUCUCCUGGGACACCUAUACUACAGCUAAAAGCCACAGACGCAGAUGUUGGGGUAAAUGGGCAAAUAGAGUAUGUAUUUGGCGCAGCCACAGAGUCAGUACGCAGGCUGCUUCGACUCGAUGAAAAUUCAGGCUGGUUAAGUGUUUUGCAUCGCAUAGAUAGAGAAGAAGUAAGUCAGCUACGCUUCACAGUAAUGGCAAGGGACAGAGGGCAGCCCCCCAAAAAUGAUAAAGCCACAGUUGUCUUAAACAUCAAAGAUGAAAAUGAUAAUGUACCAGUAAUAGACAUCAGGAAAAUUGGCCGAAUACCUUUAAAAGAUGGGAUAGCUAAUGUAGCAGAAGAUGUGGUAGUAGAUACCCCUAUAGCUUUAGUACAAGUGUCAGACAGGGAUCAAGGGGAAAAUGGGGUAGUUACCUGCACAGUGGUUGGGGAUGUCCCAUUCCAGCUAAAACCUGCAAGUGAAAUAGAAGGAGAACAGAAUAAAAAAAAAUAUUUCUUGCACACUUCUGCCCCACUGGACUAUGAAGGUACACAGGAAUACAAUGUUGUCAUUGUAGCAGUAGACUCUGGAAGUCCUAGUUUAUCCAGCAAUAAUUCAUUGACUGUAAAGGUUGGAGACACCAAUGAUAACCCACCGAUAUUUAGUCAAAAUGUGGUCGAGGUGGCGUUUGCUGAAAACAAUGCACCAGGAGAAAGAGUGGCUACUGUGGCUGCAAUAGAUGCAGAUAGUGGUAAAAAUGCUGAGAUUGCUUAUUCUCUCGACCCCUCUGUAUCUGGGAUAUUUUCUGUAGACCCAGAUUCAGGUGACAUCACAGUGAAUACUGUUUUGGAUCGAGAAGAGACUGAAAUAUAUACAUUUAAAGUGAUUGCCAAAGACAAAGGCAUUCCUACUCUCCAGGGAUCUGCUACUGUUGUGGUAAAGGUAGCAGACAAAAAUGACAAUGAGCCCAGAUUUAUGCAGGAUGUUUUCACCUUUUAUGUGAAAGAGAAUCUACCACCUAACAGCCCCGUUGGGAUGGUUACAGUAAUGGAUGCUGACAAAGAUCACAAUGCAGAAAUGAGCCUCUUCAUUGAAGAGGAGGAGGAUAUUUUUUCCAUUGAAAAUAGUACUGGAACAAUUUAUUCCACCAUGUCUUUUGAUAGGGAGCAAAAGACCACCUACACCUUUAGGGUCAAGGCAGUUGAUGGCGGAGAUCCACCAAGGACUGCUACAGCGACAGUAUCUUUGUUUGUGAUGGAUGAAAAUGACAAUCCGCCAACCGUUACCUUCCCUAGUAAUAAUUCAUACACCCUCCUGCCACCAUCGAGCAACAUGCGAACGAUUGUUGCUACAGUAUUGGCAACUGAUAGGGAUACAGGAAUUAAUGCUGAUUUAAACUAUAGUCUGGUCGGGGGAAACCCAUUUAAACUGUUUGAGAUCGACACAGAAAGUGGUGUAAUUUCCUUGGUUGGGAAAUUAGCUCAAAAGCACUAUGGUCUGCAUCGACUGGUUGUACAAGUUAAUGACAGUGGUCUACCUGCCCAGUCCACAAUAUCUCUUGUCCAUGUAUACGUUAAUGAGAGUGUGUCCAAUGCCACAACUGUGGAAGCCCAAAUCUCAAAGAGCCUACACACAUCUUUGACACAAGACAUUGCAGGUGAUCCAAGCAAUGAUUUAGGGAAGCAAAGACUUAGCAUAGCAAUUGGUGUGGUAGCUGGCAUUAUGACUGUAAUCCUUAUAAUACUGGUUGUGGUCAUGGCACGAUAUUGUAGACCAAAGAAUAAAAACGGAUAUGAAGCUGGUAAGAAAGACCAUGAAGAUUUUUUUACUCCACAGCCGCAUGAUAAAAAUAAAAAGCCUAAAAAGGACAAAAAGAACAAAAAAUCAAAGCAAGCUCUGUACAGUAGCAUUGUAACCGUUGAAGCUUCAAAACCUAAUGGACAGCGAUAUGACAGUGUCAAUGAGAAACUGUCAGACAGCCCAGGCAUGGGUCACUAUCGAUCUGUAAAUGGAGGCCCAGGGAGUCCUGACCUGGCAAGACAUUACAAAUCAAGCUCGCCUCUGCCAACAGUUCAGCUUCACCCACAGUCACCAACUGCUGGGAAAAAGCACCAGGCUGUGCAAGAGCUGCCCCCUGCCAACACUUUUGUAGGAACAGGAGAUAAUAUUUCCAUUGGAUCUGACCACUGUUCUGAGUACAGCUGUCAAACCAACAACAAGUACAACAAGCAGCCAUUUCGCAGAGUGACGUUUUCUGUGGUGAGCCAGCCUCAGGACCCAAACCAGGGAUCAUUGCAGAGUUGCUAUGAUAGUGGAUUGGAAGAAUCGGAGACGCCCAGCAGUAAGAGCUCGUCGGGUCCCAGACUGGGUGCCCUACCCCUCCCAGAGGACAACUAUGAGAGGACUACGCCAGAUGGCAGUGUUGGUGAGGCAGAGCAUAUGGAAAAUGAUUCAAGGACAUUGCCAGAUGUAGCCAUGACAGGGAAGUGCACCAGGGAAUGCAAUGAAUUCGGUCACUCAGAUUCCUGCUGGAUGCCUGUCCGAACUUCUCCGGAAAGAAGACAGAAGAAUCAACCAAAGCUCUCAACAUUUAUGCCCACAACCGAACAAGGCAGCCAGGAACAACUCGCUAAUGGAGACCCCCCUCUCAUGGCUGAUCGCAACAGAAACCUUCCGAACAACAAGAUGCCAUCAUCUUAUGAGACCUUCAGCACGGCCAGUUUCAGCAACAAUGAGGAUGCCAGGCCAGAGGAUAUACCUCUUACACAAACAGGAGAAUACAAGCCAUCUCCUGUUAAUACACUUACCAGAAGGGAAGUGUACCUGUAAGAUGAUAUAUUUACUCCCAAAAUUGAAAAAUAAGAAUUUUUUAAAUAAAACAACCUUAAAGCUACUAAUGAGACAAAACUUGGCGCUGUUGCAGACAAAUCCGGCACUGAAAUUUAUGCUGCCUGAUUGUAGUGUACAUUGUAGAAUUCAUUUUCAUAACUUGCAUGCCUAAUCUCGCUCAAAUAUUUUAUUGUAAAUUGACAGUUGGAAAUGAGUUUAACAGAAAUUGAGACUGAUUGAGAUGUACGCAAUGCAACAUUGAUAGCGACAGGAGCCAAGCAGGGUUUGUUAAUAUUUCGUCAAACCUGAUGGAGAGGACAGGUCAGUGAAAUAUAAUCAGAAUUUGUCAUUGGAAUAUAUAUAUAGACCAUGAUGAGAAUGCCACUAAAAAAAAAAUUGAGAAAAAAGCAUGACAUCUUCAUAAAUACGUUAUCACAUCCAAUAAGAACUCCAAGAAGACACAGCUUUAAUCACGUGCCCCAAGGCUUAAGACAUUGUCACAAAUUGGUUUACCCUUGUCACUUACAAUGAAAUUAUACUACAUGGGCAUUGGGCUUUCUAUGAAAGCCAAGAAGUUAAUUAAUACUACUUGAUAAGUCAGGUGGCACUGCUGCUAUGUAAACAGUCAUACUUGGAGAAGAGUUGUUUUUGUGUG